UCACAGUUCCUGAUAGCCGCACAUCGUCAGUCAGUGGCCGGAACUGUAAAACCGUCUCAGCCCACUCCGCGCGCGGGCAGAUUUACAGUGCACUUCAGCUGCACGAGACAAACAGCAGCAAUUAUCUCGCGGGAAAGAUCGCGCGACACCAAACAUACGGCAAAUCAGCAUCGCGAGCUCUGAGAACAAACAAGCUGAGAUUUCAUAGUCCACAGUAAUUUGUCGCACAAAGAGAAGGAGGAAUAGAGAAGACACUAACAUCUCCAGUAGGCUAUAUACAUGAAGCUUGAGGUGCAUUGUGUUAUGGAGCUGCGAAGGUUUUCAUGUUGCGGUUGAGGACCUUUAAAGGAACAGCGUUUUACACGGCACCUCAUUUUACGGACCACUCUUCGAUGCAGAACUAGUUAAUUUCUUCAAACGAAGGCGGAUUUGAAAACUAUUGAAAAAGACUUGUGGUUACCUCAACAAGUUUUUCCUGUUCUAAAUUACUAUACUGUGCUUUCGGAGCUUCUCCUUUUCCUUACAUUUAAGGGACUGUCUAUGAAAAGUCGCUCAGGAUGUUGACAACUUCACUAAAACGGAUAUGAAAUAAGGAACUCUUUGAUUUUUACAAAGAAAUCGCUUCAUCUUAAUCGAGUGAGAUUGUUAAUACGCCACAUUUAUUGUUUUACCACCCAUUCGCUUCAUGUUUAAGCCGUUGUGGGACGCCUAAAGUCGAGGAACAAAACGACGAAAGUCACUUACGCGGAUUCCGUAACAGUUCGGUUAAAACUCGUUUAUAAAGCUCGUGCCCGUCUCGUUCGAGCAUCGUCACUUCUGCAGAUGUGCUCUGGUUCAGUUCUAACCAUCGUGUAGGGUGUUGAUGGAGAGCCUUUCGAAUGACAGCCGGGACAGUGGUAAUCACAGGUGGAAUUCUAGCUACAGUAAUCUUACUGUGCAUUAUCGCUGUACUGUGUUACUGUAGGCUGCAGUACUAUUGCUGUAAGAAGGAGGAGUCGGAGUCAGAGGAGGAGGAGCCUGACUUCGCAGUCACGUCUCGUCUGCCGCCAGUGCAUUCAAAUCACAACAUCCUGGCGGCCACUGUCCCUACGGCAACCACCCCCAAUGGGCCUGCCCUCUUCACGCCCCCGCCAGCACGAAAACUGACACGCUCGCAGACGUACUGUCCGUCCUGUACGCAUUACGACCUGCCAUUUUACCUGCAGCAGCCAGACGGCCUGCGAAAUGGUGGUGAACGCAUUAGCUACCGUAGCGUGCAUCAGCAGGAUUUGGGGCUGCCCGCCCCGCUGCCCACUCCGCUGCCUGCCCCAUUGCCCACCCAGCUGCCGACGCCGCUACCCAACUACCACAAACUAAACCUCAGCCGCUCAGUCACCAUGAGGGAGAUGUUCACACGAAGCUGCAGCAUUAGCACUGACGUGUAAGCAGCCAUCCGAACGGUUUAUGCUAGAUGCUAACGGCUAACUGCGUCAACGCAGGCAACAGACUCAGUUCUCAUUGAAAAACAUAAUUCAGCAUUCAAGCUCUAGAUCUUGCCUGCAUAAAAACAAUGUCCUCUGGAAAACUCCCAGAGUGCCGAGCUUUCAGGAAGACAGCCCAGUGUGUUUGUGCGUAACUGGGAACUAUAAAGGCAGAAAUGGGGUGAGAGCAGAGAUUCAGAGCUCCUUGCCCUCCCUCAACCCCUCUGCUUCACUCCUGAAUCCCUUGUUUUGUGUUUUCAGUAAUUGAAAAGAAGAUUCAGAAAAUAAAGACACAAUGGGACACCUGUUUUUAUGCUUUCCUUGCAUUUGUCUGAAAAAACCCGCAACAAUACACAGAAAUGCUGACGUCUUGAAUUUUUCAAUAUACAGUCUGAAUUUAAACUUUUUGUAUUGUUCAUUCAUGUAGCUUGAGACGUUUUAGCUGAAUAUUAACUGAUAUAGCCGCGGACUUUGUUUUAACAAACCAACACAUACAGGACAACUUACGAAAAGCCCUAAGCGGGCUGCAAUAAAACUGCUAGAUCAAAAUGUGACGUCAGCAGAAAACAACAUGAUGUAGGCGUUUGAUUAUGAGGUGACGUAUGGGAUGAGAGGCAUUAUUUUUUACUGACAAAAGUUAUUGAGUUACUGUGUGCGAUUCUAAAUAUUAAUAGAUGUUUUCACAAUUACGAAUUAUUUCUUCUGUUUUAGAUGUUUAAAUGAUUUGUUCUUCUUCGCAUUUCUUCUUUCUGAAAAGGUACAGAUUUUUGUUGUCAUGAUUUCCAUAGAUUUUUUUUUUUUUUUUUAAUCUGGAUGUGAGACGGAUACAAAGGCAGAUUUGAUUUCAUGGGCUACAUUUGCUCUUUCUAAACGCUGCUUGUUGGACUAUGAACAGAACAUCUUCUGCCAGAAGGUUUUUCUCUCUCUCUACUGUUCUUGCUUACAGAGUCAAUUAGCCUAUUUCCUACGCUGUUGAUGUGAAAACAAGUGGGGCGUUGCACCGACUUUCUUCUUUUUAAUAAUGACAGUGAUUAUCAAGAAUAUUUGUUCUGUUUCUAGUUUUGAAAGUGAUAUUCUUCUCUCUCUGGGUGUGUAGCCACACACUACAGUCCUGCAGGUGACUUUGACUUCUGUAAUCACCAUGUGCUUGUGUUGUGAUUUCAAUUCUCUCUCCUAGCUCUUCUUUCACUCAUUGGGACCCUUUUUAAUCUCACACUGUCUCUCUCAUGUGCGCACAUACACGUUUCAGUGCCUGUUAAUACCAACUGUAUUAUUAUUAUUAUUAUUAUUAUUAUUAUUAUUUCUUAAUUGUUUUUGCAUCACUACUUUAUCACAGUAUUUUUGUUUCAGACAGGUAAAUAAUAUUGUUUCAUGUUCUGAAGUGAUGCCGAAAUGUUCCUGUAAUUGAUAAUAGAUAUAAUUAAGAAUAAUGUGGAUAAUAAAUUGGUUGAAAACUU
Messenger RNA from Ctenopharyngodon idella (grass carp), 2917 nucleotides. RefSeq names its product family with sequence similarity 163 member B, genome duplicate a (gene fam163ba). NCBI's taxonomy places the organism in Eukaryota, Metazoa, Chordata, Actinopteri, Cypriniformes, Xenocyprididae. The transcript is spliced from 3 exons. The coding region runs from base 879 to 1424 and encodes 181 amino acids. The record is from RefSeq and is a predicted model, not a curated record.